Molecule: messenger RNA, 1621 nt
Organism: Suillus clintonianus
Lineage: Eukaryota; Fungi; Basidiomycota; Agaricomycetes; Boletales; Suillaceae
Product: Formamidopyrimidine-DNA glycosylase N-terminal domain-containing protein
Exons: 11
Coding region: 288-1517 (409 amino acids)
Biological process (GO): base-excision repair
Cellular component (GO): nucleus
Molecular function (GO): damaged DNA binding; DNA N-glycosylase activity; DNA-(apurinic or apyrimidinic site) endonuclease activity
Source: RefSeq, a predicted model, not a curated record
UUUGGCAAUCAAAGCUUACUCAAUCCUAAUAUACAGUUGAUUUGCUCCAGUAUUGCUUACCCGUGGCCCGUUCGUGGCCCGUCACCAUAUGUUUACCAUCGGGAAAAUUAAUUGGUUAUUCUAGGCGUGGAGACAGUAUCCCCAUCAGCUCUCGGGGGGACCGUUACAGUAACUGAAAGCUGUCCCAGCGCAGCACAGCGCCUGUAGGGCCUAGGUUGUCGUACGAGUGCCCGGGUGUUCCUGCGAUACAGUUCACAGUAGUGGUACUACCAGAGUGAGGGACCCUGAUGAGCCGGAAGCAAAUUUUCAUUGACUUUCAAUUGCCGAAUCAAGUAAUGAGUCAAUGGGAAAAAUCGACAAAUGGACUUACCCACUCAUCACUGUACCCGUCAGUUACCAUCGCAAGAGGCCUUGUGAGCUGUCAUACUGUCAUGCCUGAACUCCCGGAAGUGGAGCGCGCAACUGCCCUCCUCAGGUCAAUUACCAAAGGAAACAGAAUCAUUCGGGUAGAAACCUCCGAGGACAACCUUGUGUUUCAAGGACCGUUAUCUCACGAGGACUUUGGUAGGGAAAUCAGUGGUCGCGUCGUGAAAGAUGCGUUCCGAUAUGGAAAAUAUUUCUACAUUGAGCUCGAAGGUGCAGGGAGGAUGCCCUUACUUCACUUCGGUAUGACCGGGAUGCUACAUGUCAAGGGCCAGCCUACCAUUCAGUACAGGAGGAAAGUUCACGAGGACCCCGAUGUAUGGCCGCCUAGAUUCAUGAAGUUCAUCUUGCACAUCGAGGCCGAGACAUCAGGCACAACAACCGAACUGGCAUUUUCUGACGCACGUCGCCUGGGGCGUAUUCGUCUUGUCAUUCACCCCAGAGAAGAACCGCCUAUAUCUGGACUUGGCUUCGAUCCAAUCUUAACCAUGCCUCCACUGUGGGAAUUUCAGACCCUCGUUCUGAAAAGGUCGUGUCCAAUCAAGGCUCUUCUAUUAGACCAAUCCUUCAGUGCAGGCGUUGGAAACUACCUUGCUGAUGAAAUAUUAUAUCAAGCAAAGGUUCACCCUGAACAGCGGUGCAAUACUUUUCUACAAAACCAAGUCGAAGCCUUGCACCGUGAAGUAGCUGAUGUUUGUCGAAUUGCUGUGGAAGCCGAUGCCGACGAUGAGAAAUACCCCUCUCAUUGGCUCUUCAAACAUCGCUGGGGAAAAGGUAAGAAGGCGCAGCAAUCCAUGAAGCUACCUUCUGGGGAAUCUGCGACUAUCAAGUGGAUCACUGUUGGUGGCCGUACCUCCGCCUUUGUGGCUGAGGUCCAAUGCCUUCCGCACAAGCAAAGAGCAGGGAAGACCGAGGCCACCACAGAGGACGAGAGCGAUUUGACGCCUUUGUCUUCAGACGAUGAUGAUGAUCGUCCCAUGGUUGCAUCGCGCAAGCGCAAGCUAAAAUCCGAGACUACCAGAAGAAAGAGCGUAGGUUCUUCGUAUACAGGAGAGCCUCUCCGUGAGAAGCGUCCUCGCCUCAAAAAGCACUGAGCGCUCGGGAUUGUAUGCCUUUAGGUACAGUUUUACCAUCCCUGUAUGUGCGUUCAUCGGCUUUAUGGCCAUCCUCUAUUUUUUGAACUACCCAAUACUCUGUC